Molecule: messenger RNA, 702 nt
Organism: Cucurbitaria berberidis CBS 394.84
Lineage: Eukaryota; Fungi; Ascomycota; Dothideomycetes; Pleosporales; Cucurbitariaceae
Exons: 1
Coding region: 1-702 (233 amino acids)
Source: RefSeq, a predicted model, not a curated record
AUGGCCACUACCUCUAUUGUAAGACCGCAUAGCUUCGAUCGCCAGCAAAGCCUUCUGAAACUCGACUGCAGCGCAGACCUGCGAUCAUACUCUCGGAACUUGGGGCCAGGCGUGCAAGAAAAGCUCUUCCAGCGUACGAGCGAAGCAUUAAGAGCACAACUAGACGAGCAUCGCGAAUUUCUACUUGGACAUCAGAGGAAUGGCCAAAGGCAAAUCAGCCCUGUGCCUCAGGUCAACGUCGGGCCCUGGCCGCACACGCUACCUCCCGACGAACCGGCCCAUCAACCCUACCCUUAUGCUCCUACACCGCCUUAUGCACAAACUCAGGACCCUAUCCCCGGUGACGUCAAUACGUAUCCGCCGGCGCUACGCGAUGCCCUCGACCGUUGCAUGGCCUUUCAACAGCCUAAUGACGACACUAUAUACCACGUCAUCGAGGAUAUACAGAGUACAUAUAUGGACAAUGCGCACAAGAUUACAGGAACAUAUCAGAGUCUGCAGGGGGCGAACGAGGAAGUGGUGCGAAAGUUUUUGUUCGACGGAGCCUGGAGCUCAGGAAUCCACAUGGGUUACGAUCCGGAAUACAUGGUUUUAGAAGGUGGAGGAUUGAAAUGCGCUAUUCAAACGGAUGGGUCGAUGGGAGGAUAUACGCAAAUAUAUGUGCACCACGUCAACUUGAGUGAAAUGAAGAGGAGGAGAUAG